Molecule: messenger RNA, 174 nt
Organism: Plasmopara halstedii
Lineage: Eukaryota; Oomycota; Peronosporomycetes; Peronosporales; Peronosporaceae
Exons: 2
Coding region: 1-174 (57 amino acids)
Source: RefSeq, a predicted model, not a curated record
AUGGCUAACAGUUUGGAUGAGAGGUGCUUGCUUCGCAUUGUUGGGAUCGACAUGAAUCCAUUGCGAUCCGACGACCUGCAGCUUGCGAAUCUCGAACUGGCAUUGAGCACAACUACACCAGAGGGUGUGCUUUUUCGGAGGCCGAUGUUCUCGCAUCUGUCCGAUGAUCAUUGA